UUUGAAUUGUUCUAAAAUUUGUUUAUUCAAAUAUAUUAUCUCUAUCAACAAAAUAUUGAAAAAAAACUAGUAGCAAAAAAGAAGCAAUAUUUCAAUAUCUUAAUUGUUUAAUUUUUUUUUUACAUAAUGCAGUAAACAGAAUAGCAACAUAAAUAAAAUCAGCAAAGGCAUCAACUCUCACUCUCUAAUUCUCCAACUAACAGAGAUUCGCAGCAGAUCAAAUAGAUAGGAAAUUAUAUUUUAAAUAAAACAAUUGGGAGAGGAACAUUUGGCAAAGUUAAGUUAGGAGUUCACACGCUAACAAAUGAAAAAGUAGCUAUUAAGAUUUUAGAAAAAAGAAUGAUUUAAGGAGAUUAAGAUAUGUUAUCAGUAUAAAGCGAGAUUUCUAUUCUGAAAAGCGUUAAUCAUCCAAAUAUAAGCUAAUUAUACUAGAUUAUAGAAACUAAUGACUGCCUCUACUUGGUGCUAGAAUACGCUUAAAAUGGAGAGCUAUUUGAUUUUAUAGUUAGAAAAAGAAGGCUUACUGAAUAAGAAACGUGUUUGGUUUUUGCAUAAAUACUUAAUGCUUUAGAGUAUCUACACGAUUUAGGCAUUAGCCAUAGGGAUUUAAAACCAGAAAAUCUUUUAUUUGAUUAUAAAUAUGAGCUAAAACUUGUUGACUUUGGAUUAAGUAAAAUAUGUUAAGAGGCAGAUUAAUAAUUAUAUACAUGUUGUGGUUCUCCUUGUUAUGCUUCACCUGAAACAAUAUCUUCAUAGCCUUAUGUAGGAAGAUAUGUAGAUUUGUGGAGUUGUGGUAUCAUUUUGUUUGCAAUGCUUUGUGGAUAUCUUCCAUUUGACGAUGACAAUUAAGCCUCUCUAUUUGCAAAGAUUAUAAGCUGCGAAUAUUAUAUACCAACAGACAUUUCGCCAGAAGCCUCAUAUCUGAUUAGAGGAUUGCUCAAGAAAGAUCCAAACUAGCGUUUAUCUAUUAAAGAUAUAAAGAAUUCAGCUUUUUAUUAAAAUUAUAUGUAAGGCACAUAAGUUAAACCAGGAAUUAGACUUGGAAUUGAUUUUAUAUAUGUUGAUGAAGCUAUAAUUGAAAAAUUAUCUUUGUUUGGAAUUGAGCCAUCUUAAGCAAGAUAGAGCAUAAUUCAAAAUCACCACAAUUCAAUUACUGCAACAUAUUACUUGCUAAAAAUAAAAUUUUAAAGGAACUACAAGUAGUUAAAAAUAUCAAAAUAAAAAAAAGAAAAUAAUUAAUAAGAGUAAGCUAAUAAUGAUAGCUAAAAAGUUGAAUAGUAGAAAUAAUAGUAGUAGUAGCAGUAACUGUAACAGUAACAAUAAUAGUAAAUAGAAAUAACAAGUAGUCCUAAGUAGAAUAUCAUUUUUUCUAACAAUAGCCCUGAUUAAGAAAAGUUAAUCAAUCAAAAUAAUUAAUAAAAUAAUCAAAAGCAGCAAAAUCAAAAUUAAAAUUAAGGAGAACAAAACUUAAACUUGGGUGUCGCACACAAGCCAAUAAUUUCUUAAUAGUUUCAUGCUUCUCUUAAUCAAAGUAACUAAGAUAUAAAUAUUUAACAGUAUUCAUCUUCCUCUACUUAAAACUUGAGCGAAAGUAAAUCUCAGAAGCAAAAUUAAGAAAAAUAAAAAUAAAGAAUUAAAACAGAGCCUUAAUAAAACAAUUCUAAAAAUUAAUUUUAAAAAGUGGUUGCUAAAAAUAACUAAAUAGCCUUUCUUGAUUUAUAUUAAAAAUAAAUAGAAUUAAAUACUUCAAACGAAGAAUAUUACAAUGGUAGCGGAGUUUAAAAUAUGAGAAAUGCAUAUGUAAGUGCUUUAGGAAACUAUUAAAAUUAAUUACUACAAAUUUCAACCGAAUAGGAAUCUUAUAACUUAAAUCAGGUAGCUUAAAUUGCUAAUUUAUAAGCACAAUCUCCUUACAAUACUAAUUUAGCAUUAAUCAAAACAGUUUAAUUUCAAAAAAGUAAUGCUUAAAACUAGAAUCAGAUAGUUGCUAAUUCAGAAAAUAUUACCCCUAAAAAUAAUAAUAAUAAUAAUAAUAAUAAUAAAUAAAAAAAUUCUGAAAACAAACAACUAGAAGAUUUGCAAUAAAAUAACAACUAAAAUAGCUAUCAAGCUAAUUUAUAACAGUAGGCAUCUGGUAACUUAAUAUCUAAUAUACCAUUACACGUAUACCAUACAAAUAUUUAAUCGAAAAAGACUUCUUAAGUAGAUAUUUCAACACAGAAAUAUUUUAAAUACUCUCUUAAAAAAAGAAACUUAUGUAUAAACGAAUAUUCGGUUGACAAUGCUAAGAAUUAUGAUUAAACUCCUUCCCCUAAAGAUCCACCAAUUUUUUCUGUUUCAUAAGAUACAUUUUACUAAAAAGCUUAGCAAAUCUAAUAAACUAAGCAUUAAAAAGAUAUUUAAUAGCCAAAAGUUGGAAAUUAACUCAAAAAACACUCAGAACACAUUAAAAGUAAUGUCAUCAAUAAUAAUAGCAAUCAUAGUUUGUAAAAAUAAAUUUUUUAUUUGAAUGAAAGUGAUAAAAAAAUAGAGACAAUUAAGAAAAUUAUUGAUUCAGUCAGAAGUACCAAGAAUAGCUUUAAUCCACCUCAGUAAAUAACACCAAGGAUGAAAAUUUUUUCUAAAAUUUAAAACAGCAACAACAACACAAAUUAAAUACAUGAUAUUUUCUCAAAAAGAAAGAGUGUCCCUUUAUAUUUAAGUCCUUAAAAAGAAGAUGUAUUUUCCUCUUCAUAAAAUGAGGCAUAUAGAAAUAUUUUCUAAAAUAAUUAAAUGUAGUCAAAAUAAUAAUAAAUGAUUGAGGAAUCUAAACUCAAUUAAAAUAAUAUGAGUAAUUAGAAGUAAUUGUCAAACAAAAGUGUCAAAACCUAUAAAACUCUCAAUCCUUCUAUGGUUUGGUAGGCAAAUGAAAACUUACAAGUUAAAUCUACUAACAGUGAAAGAAAUCCUAUUGUUAAUUUAAAAUAAAAAAAUAGUUAACAGAACACAUCUUAAUCUCAAUCACAAUCUCUGUUAAAUUAAUAAAAAGAUAACCUUCUCUACUACCCUGACUUUGCAUAAAAUAUAAAUAAAAAAAGUAAUAAACUUUAGCUCAUAUUUAACAAUAGCAGUAACAAAUCUGAAUCUAAUGAAAAAAAACAGAUUAAUAAUAUUUAUUUUCAUCAUCAAAGUAACAACUGUUCUUCUCAUAUCCAGGCAUCUAAUCUAUAUUAAAGCAUAUAAACAAAGUAGAUAUAGUUGAAUUCUUCUUCAACCAAAGCAUGUAGUAGUUCUCAUUAGCUAUUUUAAUCAGAGAAAAAGCAGAAUUAAAAUAUUAAUAAAAAAAAAAAUUAAAUUAGCAACAUUUCUAAAACUUAAUCUUCAUCUUCAUAAUUGAUAGAAUAGUAAUAGUUUUAAAAUUAAGAACAAUUGGCAUAAAAUUUAAUUUAGAUGACUAGUUCUCAAUAUGCAAACCCAGAAAUAGCUAGCAAAUCAUAUAGCUUCCAAAAGUUAAACAUUUUAAAUCAUACAAAUUCAACAUGUGAAGAUGGAAGUGUUAUGGUAAUUUAGCCAAAUGAAUAGCUCAUGAAUUCUUAAAAAUAUAAUGAAGAUAUAAGACUGAAUACUUCAGAAGAAAAAUUAGUUAGUGUUUCAGUUCAUAAACAUCUAAAUUUACAAGAGUCAGUAAAGAGACCUCAAACAAAUUCCCAAGUUAGCAUUAAUCCAAAUAAAAAUGGGAUUGAUUAAUUAAAUAUUAUAUAAAAUUUUGAAAAAAGUUCACCAAAAAACAAUAACUACAGUUAAAUCGAAAACAGCUAAAAAACUAACAAUAAUAGCUAAAAAAUAUUAAGCUAAAAACAUUUAAAGGUGUUGAAUAAUUAACUUUAAAAUGGAAUGAGUUAAAUAAAUACUUAAUUAUUUAAAAAGUAUUUAACAUUAAAUACAAAUGAAAGUAAAAUGUUUCCUCAAUAACUACCUUAAUCAACUAAAAGUGUCUCUGGUUAACUUUAAUAACAAUAAUGGUAGAAUAAAACAUAACAGUAAUCUCCAAUACAUAAUAAUUUCUUUUAAGAAAAAAAACCAAAAAAGUAAUUAACAGCAUAAUAGAAAUAGCUACUAAUAAACAAUAAAACAUAGGUCUAAAAGCGUUUUUUAUUUGAUUAAUGA
Molecule: messenger RNA, 4146 nt
Organism: Tetrahymena thermophila SB210
Lineage: Eukaryota; Ciliophora; Oligohymenophorea; Hymenostomatida; Tetrahymenidae
Product: Serine/Threonine kinase domain protein
Exons: 5
Biological process (GO): protein phosphorylation; intracellular signal transduction
Cellular component (GO): cytoplasm
Molecular function (GO): ATP binding; protein serine/threonine kinase activity
Source: RefSeq, a predicted model, not a curated record